AUGAAAACUGGUGCGUAUAAUAGAAAACCCACCGCAGGACGAUGGAGGAGGGUCUGCCGCACAGGAACGGCGAUGACCCGCCAAAGAAACGACAGCAGAGCGCCGGAUCGGCAUAAAGUCUACAUCAUGUGAUAGUGGAUCAGAAGCAAGAGAAUGGGGCUGCGGUUGGUGGAAAAGGGGCACCACAGCCAGCGGAUGGCGAUCUUUGGGGCGGUCUUCAUCAUCACGACCCUCCUCAUUCUCUACAGCUCCAACACUGGUAAUGACCUGUAUGGGUCUUUUAAAGGAGGGCCGUUUCACGAAGCCUACAAAACCACGAACCUGAAGAAAUGGGCUGGCAAAGAAGGCUACACCCCUGUCUUCGGCAACAAGAGCAUGAACCUGCGCUGUCACCAGUGCGCGCUGGUGAUGAGCUCCAGCCACGUCCUGGGCACCCACGCUGGAGAGGAGAUUGACCGCUUCGAGUGUGUGAUCCGCAUGAACGAUGCCCCGACCUCUGGGUUCGAGCCAGAUGUGGGGAACCGGACCAGCCUGCGUGUCGUCGCCCACUCCAGCGUGUUCCGGGUCAUCCGCAAGCCGCAGGAAUUCCUCAACCGCUCUGAGAACCUGUCCGUCAUCUUCUGGGGCCCGCCCACCAAGAUCGGACGAGACGCCAAAGGAACACUGUACAGGCUGAUCCAGCGGGUCAGCAUGACCUACAGCAACGUGUCCACCUUCACCAUCUCCCCGAGCAAAAUGCGCAAGUUCGACACGCUCUUUCAGAAGGAGACCGGCCGAGACAGACAGAAGUCAAAGUCAUGGCUGAGCACCGGCUGGUUCACCAUGGUGAUCUCCAUCGAGAUAUGCGAUAACAUCACGGUUUAUGGGAUGGUGCCUCCAAACUACUGUGGGAGGCACCCUCAGCCCAAGCGGAUGCCGUAUCACUACUACAAACCCAGAGGGCCGGACGAAUGCAUGACGUACCUGCAGAACGAGAAGGGUCGCAGAGGAAACCACCAUCGCUUCAUCACUGAGAAACAGGUGUUCUCUCGCUGGGCCAAACUCUACAACAUCACUUUCACACACCCCGCCUGGUGAGAAAUCGGUCCAACAUGGCGGCCAGCCCUUCUGUCAGCCCGACGAGAACCUGAUUCAAUACAGCUAGCAUAUGGCUAAAUUCAGCCUCAGGAGAAACUACACCAGUUUCUUCAAUCUAGGGCUGUUGAGUUUGAGCCAAAAUGACUUUCUCCUGUCACACAUUGAGCCUAAAGUGAGAUUAAUCCCAAAUGGCUGCCUAGUUCAUGUAAAUUACUUGCUAAAAUGAUCCAAAAUGGCUGCUGGCCUCACAUAAAUAGAAGCCCCAAAAGUGGGGUUUUAAGAAAGGAGCUGGUUCAAAUGGAAAUCUGAAGACCUUUACACUCUUGCAUUUUUAUCAGAGGUAGUAAACAGUGAACUAUGUGCAAGAAUCGUGAAGAAAAUGAUCUGAAAUGGCUGCUGGCUUCACAUAGCUAGCUAGCAAGCUAGCUAGCUAAAGAGGAGCCCAAAAAGUGGGGUGUUAAUAAAAGGAGCUGGCUAAAAUGGAAAUAGGAAGUAAGAAAUCUUCAGUAAAAACCUUUACACUCUUGUAUUUUUACCGUAGGUAAUAAAACAGUGAGCUGUGUUUCAAGAAUCUUGAAGAAAAUGAUCCAAAAUGGCUGCCGGCUUUACAUAGCUAACCAGCUAGCUAAAGUGGCGUCCAAAACAUGGGGUAUUAAGGAAGCAGCUGACUAAAACUGAAAUCUGAAGUAAGAAAUCUUCAGAAAAGACUUUACACUCUUGCAUUUUUACGGUAGGUAAUAAAACAGCGAGCUGUGUGCAGGAUUUACAGAACUAGCCAAGCUGAACAAUCAAAGCUCUCACUUUGUAAUUCUUUCAUUUGGGACUUCAGUUCUCAAUCACAAGUGAAAUGAACCCUGUGUGAGUAGAUUUUUUGGUAGGAACGUGAUAAAAAAAGUCUUUAUUAUACAGUUUGGCCAUCCUAAAGGCUGGCAGAUAUUCCAGCUUUUGUUUAUCAAAUGAAAGAAUAAAUUAUGCUAAAGGUUUUAUGAGACGUUAAGAACUUUGCAAUAAUCUGCAAAUCAGUGCUGAGCACUCUUUAUUUUUUUUGUAAGGUGAAAUGUUACUGAAAAAUGAUAUUUUUAAACCUUUAUAAUAUAUUGAAAAUGCCCGUUAACCAUAAAAUAAAGGCUAGAAAUUACGUCGUAGUCCUCCCCGUAGAAAAUAAAGCACCUCUUGUGGACUUAGGGGAAAACCGCACUUGUGAGCUUUUUCCCAACACACUAGUGCCAUUCUACACAACAGCUUCCCAAAAGCACAGCCACCUUAAGGUCAUCUUACCUCCUAGAGACUCUGUUCAGAGUGAUAUGCUUUCUAUUAUCUCAUGAUGAUUUUAGAUCUUCAGUGCUUUUAGGCUAAAUUGACCCUCUCAUUGCAGUGGUGCACGGUUUGUAUGUACCAGCGUGUCCAGUGUCCAGGCAGCACCAGGUUCGAAGCUGGACUCUGCAUCAUAGUCCCUCUGUUUAAAGAAUCGUCGCUGUCCUAUCAAAACCUCACAACUGCCUUUUUACUAUUUUAAUUAUUAUUUUUUUUACAUCAGCAUCCAUUCAAAUUAACAUUUUAUGAUAAACUGACCAAUAAAAAUGUUCCAAAAUUACUUGGAAUUACAUCAGUUUACAUUAAAGUAUAAUGAAUAAUGUAUAAACGGAUCUGUUUUUCCUUACCGUUUUACCGACAUGAGCAUUUUUGUGGCCGGUACUGACUCUAAUUUUAAGCUGACCGUAAGUAAAUGAUAAAAUUCUGGUAACGUAAAAUAAAUUUUACAUUUAUAUUUUAGAUUUAUAAUUUUAUACUGUGACAAUAUUAGUUCAACAGCACAUAAAUGACUGAUAUGAUUGUCUGUUCUGAAUGGUCACACAACGUGAAUAUUGUAGCGCUUGGGCGGGGCUAGCACUGGGGGCAGGGGCUUUCCAGCAUCUGCAAAGAAUUCCCAUAUUGGCUUUUGUUAUUGUAAUCGUGAUGAUGUUUUGUAUUGUGUCAUCAGGAGGUCGUGAGUUCGUAUCCCGCCGAUGCCGCUAACAAAAAAAGUUGGCAAUUAUUGACGCAUUAUGGGAUAAUGUUGUCAAUAUAGUAUUGAAUUAAACGAUAUGUCGUUCAGGCUCCGUUUCAGAGAUGCGAGGUUUUUUUACGACAGCAACGAUAUGUGGUCACUGCCCACCCGCCACUUUUCUCAGAUAGAGCGUCGAGAUGUAAUAGAAUGAUUCAUUUCGCUGACAAGAAUCUAGAAUUCCUCAAGCUGGCCUUCUGAACUUGAGUCUUCAUUCUCUCAACCAAGCCAACAUGCUGUGCCCAGACUGUCCAGGACGUUACGUCCAGAUCGGCCUACAGAAACAAAGGAACUGAACAUCUAAACAAAAGCCAAAAGUGUGGAAAGGGAUGGUGAUUUAGACAAUACAGACAGACAAACUGUCGAUGUGUAAAAGCCUUAACCUCUGUUUGUGUUGACCGGCAGUUACAGUGAUGUUUCCUUGUGAAAUCGGAGUUCCAAAGGCUGUAACUGCCAGCACAUUUAGUAUGAAGUUCUUAUAGUUCAGUACAGGGCCUUUGUGCACUCGCCCUGAUUGUCAAACACUCACACAUAUGUAUACAUAGAUAUUUAAAUAUAUAUAUAUACAUCUAUAAAUGUCAUCAUGCCGUUACUUGCUUGAAGCUUUUUUGCUGCUCACAUGACUUUACACAAAAAUGCUCUUGGCAUGCUGUGAUUGGACUGUUUUAUUUCUGACAGUGUUUUGAUUGGAGGGGGUUAAUGACCUCAGUUUUUACUGUGAAUGUUACCGCUAUCUCCAUUUGAUCCAUGAUUAGUUAACUCUACUGGCAGGUGAGUAAACCUUUAUGAACUUGAACUACCUUAAAGUGACAGUUUGAAGUCAAACGUACACGUUUCCCUCUUCCCCCAAAUCGAGUCGACAAGUUUGCUUCUUUAGUUUUUGCACUGGAGCUAUGAGGCUAAUAUAGUAAUGGAUUUGUUCACCGAUUAGCAUCGUGCUAACUGCAUGCCUCAAACCAUAUCUAGUUGUGAUCUCAAACAGACUUGCUUAUGUGGUUUCUGACACUGUUAUCUAUUAAAAUGGUCCAAAUAUGCCUAGCAUUACUGCAGUUUGGGGUGAAUGGGAAAAUUUGUUUUACCAAACUAUCACUAAGAUUAAUCAAACACUGGGAUUCUGAUGCUAGAUGAAGGAGCUUCAGGAGUCGGGCAUCAGUCAGUAAAAGCUAAACAAUUAGCUAAAUUCCAGUUUGGUAUGCUGCAUCCCGACGCCCCAGGCACGUACAAAGAGGCCUUGUCCAAAAUAGCCCUGCACCCUUCCUCCUGCACCCUUGUCCUCUUAAAUUGGAACUCCACCGAUGCUUCAGAAUCUCUGCAUAAUUGUUUGAGAUGUCAACAAAGUCAUUCAGAGUGGUUUGGUGUGAAAUGGUUCAGAUUUCUUCACAGUGGUGGUGAUAGGAACCAGGGGUCGCCAUGACUACAACACAAAUAUAGCCAUUUUAUUUAU
This is a messenger RNA of Colossoma macropomum (tambaqui), 4565 nucleotides long. It is a transcript of the gene st6galnac6, whose product is annotated as ST6 (alpha-N-acetyl-neuraminyl-2,3-beta-galactosyl-1,3)-N-acetylgalactosaminide alpha-2,6-sialyltransferase 6. Gene Ontology annotation, molecular function: alpha-N-acetylgalactosaminide alpha-2,6-sialyltransferase activity. The transcript is spliced from 6 exons. Bases 154 to 1077 code for a protein of 307 amino acids. Gene Ontology annotation, biological process: ganglioside biosynthetic process; oligosaccharide metabolic process. NCBI's taxonomy places the organism in Eukaryota, Metazoa, Chordata, Actinopteri, Characiformes, Serrasalmidae. The record is from RefSeq and is a predicted model, not a curated record.